This is a messenger RNA of Arachis duranensis, 1487 nucleotides long. Its product is annotated as homeobox-leucine zipper protein ATHB-13. Bases 221 to 1138 code for a protein of 305 amino acids. The record is from RefSeq and is a predicted model, not a curated record. Gene Ontology annotation, molecular function: DNA-binding transcription factor activity, RNA polymerase II-specific; sequence-specific DNA binding. Gene Ontology annotation, biological process: positive regulation of DNA-templated transcription. The transcript has 3 exons. Gene Ontology annotation, cellular component: nucleus. Lineage: Eukaryota; Viridiplantae; Streptophyta; Magnoliopsida; Fabales; Fabaceae.
AGUGAUAUAUAUUAUUGAAGUUGAUGUGUGUAGAGAGAAUAGAACUAUAGAUUCAAACAUAUCCCCUUCUCUCUUUUCUUUCUUUCUUUCUUUCUUUCUCCUUUUCAUCUUCCAAAUAUCCACAUAAGAGAACAAAUUAAAACCUCUUCCAGAAACUGAUGAUAAGGUAUAUAUAUAAAUAUAUAAAAUAAGGCACAUACAGCAGAAGCUUCACAAGAAUAUGGCUUUCUUCCCAGCAAAUUUCAUGUUACAAACCCCACAUCAUCAUCACCAAGAUGAGCAUCAACCUCCACCUUCACUCAACUCAAUCCUAACUUCAUGUGCACCUCAAGAGUACCACCACGGAGCAGGAGGAGGGUAUCUAGGGAAGAGAUCGAUGUCAUUCUCAGGGAUAGAGGUGGGAGAAGUGGAAGGAAAUGGAGGAGAGGAAGAGGUGUCAGAUGAUGGAUCACAAGCAGGGGAGAAGAAGAGGAGGCUGAACAUGGAGCAAGUGAAGACACUUGAGAAGAGCUUUGAGUUGGGGAACAAGCUUGAACCAGAGAGGAAAAUGCAGCUUGCAAGGGCUCUAGGCCUUCAACCUAGACAGAUUGCAAUUUGGUUCCAAAACAGAAGGGCCAGAUGGAAGACAAAGCAAUUGGAGAAGGAUUAUGAUCUUCUUAAGCGCCAGUUUGAUGCUGUUAAAGCUGAUAAUGAUGCUCUUCAAGCCCAGAAUCACAAGCUUCACACUCAGAUAAUGGCACUGAAAAGUAGAGAACCAACAGAAUCAAUAAACCUAAACAAAGAGACAGAGGGAUCAAGCAGCAACAGGAGUGACAACAGUUCAGAUAUCAAGUUGGAUAUAUCAACAAGGACACCUACUACUACUACUACUACUUCAGCCAUUGACAGUCCUCUAUCCACUCAUCAAAACAACAACAAUAACAGCAGAACACUGUUUCCAUCACCAUCAAAUAAUGCUGCUGCUGCUGCUGCUGCCACUGCCAGGCCAACAGAAGUUGCACAGCUUUUUCAAACCACUCCACAUCAUCAUCAUCAUCAUCAUCACAUGGUCAAAGAAGAGAGCUUGAGCAACAUGUUCUGUGCCAUUGAUGACCAAACUGGCCUCUGGCCAUGGUUAGAGCAUCAAAAUUUCAAUUGAUCUAUAUCCACCCUCCUCCAUGCUUUUACUUUUACAUUUCAAGGCUUCAAGAGAAAGAGAGAGAGAGACUGAAAGGGGUGCUAGCUGUUGAUAGAUCAAUUUGCCAUGCUGGUUAGUCAUCAGUUUCUUGGAUUAAACCCCAUGUUUUGGAAAACUUGAUGCAUUGCAUAAACAAGGAGACUAUAUUAUUAUCAUGAUCAAGUAGGAUUUUUUUGCGAUUGGGCUAGACAAAUUUUUGUAUAAAAGGAAUAAAGGGCUAGUCACCUUUUUUCUUUUCUUUUUUAUUUCACUCAAUCAACUGAAUCAGUUUUCUUCAAAACUUUCAGAGUUAAUGACAAGAUUUCCAACU